This is a messenger RNA of Cylicocyclus nassatus, 484 nucleotides long. NCBI's taxonomy places the organism in Eukaryota, Metazoa, Nematoda, Chromadorea, Rhabditida, Strongylidae. The record is from the annotation of a GenBank genome assembly.
UUUCAGAUAUGAGGCUUCUCUUGGCUUUCCUUCUUCCAGUCAUCUGUCUAGCUCUUCCACCAAUACUUCCACAACUACGAACGCUACAGAGUACAGCAGUCGAGGGUAAACUGCUCUGCAAUGGAAAGCCAUACGAAAAAGCUCGAGUGAAGCUGUAUGAAGUUGAUCCUCUUAUCGACACUCUAAUGGCAGAGCAGCUUUCGGACAAAGAUGGCUACUUCAAACUUUCUGGAAAUGAUACCGAAUGGUCAAAAAUCGACCCUAAAUUGAACAUCUACCACAAUUGCGAAGAUGAGAAUGUUGAAUGCUGGCGCAAAGUCUCAAUAAGAAUACCAGUCGAGUAUGUUACUGAGGGAGGUGUGCCGGAAAAGACUUUCGAUAUUGGAACUCUUAACCUCAAUGCGAAGCUGCCAGGAGAAACUCGAGAUUGCCUCAACUAAUUCUCUUAUAUUAUUGGAUCUCUUCGAAUAAAAAUUUUUCUUUU